Molecule: messenger RNA, 3307 nt
Organism: Neofelis nebulosa (Clouded leopard)
Lineage: Eukaryota; Metazoa; Chordata; Mammalia; Carnivora; Felidae
Product: glycoprotein endo-alpha-1,2-mannosidase-like protein
Exons: 4
Coding region: 129-1496 (455 amino acids)
Biological process (GO): mitotic sister chromatid segregation
Cellular component (GO): spindle midzone; chromosome passenger complex; Golgi apparatus
Molecular function (GO): alpha-mannosidase activity
Source: RefSeq, a predicted model, not a curated record
CCGGUGCUCGGCGUCGCCGUCUCCCUGGGACGCGCGCGGGCUGCACGACGCGCGGGAGCCGGGCGGGCAGCCAUGGCGCGGCGCGCGGGGAGGUAGCCGGGCGGGCCACGGGGAGCGCAGGGGCCGCCAUGGCCCGGCGGCGGCGCCGCGCCUGCAUCGCGCUGUUCCUGGUGCUGCUUUUCGCCUUCGGCACGCUCAUGGGUCUGCGCACGCUCAAGGCUCCGGACGGACUGCCGGCGCUGGGCCCGGGCCUGGAGCUGGCGCCCUUUGAGCGACGCCCGGAGGGAGUCCCCGCGCCCGCCGCCCGGGCCCCGGCCGCCCCCGCCGCGCCGCCGCCUCCGCCGCCCCGCACUGCCGGCCCGGGCAGCCCCCCGGGCCCGGCCCCCGCGGAGGCCGAGCCCGCCCCCGGGCAGAGUCUGCGCGUCUACUCGGACCUGCACGCCUUCUACUACUCCUGGUACGGGAGCCCGCGGCGCGAAGGCCACUACAUUCACUGGGACCACGUCAUGGUGCCGCACUGGGACCCCAAGAUCUCGGCCAGCUACCCCCGCGGCCGCCAUAGUCCUCCCGACGACUUGGGCUCCAGUUUCUACCCGGAGCUGGGGCCCUACAGUUCUCGGGACCCCGACGUGCUGCGGGAGCACAUGACCCAGCUUAAGGAAGCCGCUAUCGGCGUCCUGGUCCUGUCCUGGUACCCACCUGGCAUGGCUGAUGAUAACGGGGAACCCUCAGAUGACCUGGUGCCCGCCAUUCUCGACACCGCCCAUCAGCACAACAUCCAGGUGGCCUUCCACAUCCAACCCUAUAAGGGCCGGGAUGACGUCACUCUGCAUGACAACAUCAAGUACAUCAUUGACACGUAUGGCUCCCAUGGUGCAUUUUACCGCUAUAAGAACAGCAUGGGCAAGAGCCUCCCACUCUUUUAUAUCUACGACUCAUACCUGACGUCCCCUGAGGCCUGGGCUCACCUCCUGACACCCAAUGGGCCCCACUCCAUCCGCAACACCCCCUAUGAUGGGGUCUUCAUAGCCCUGCUGGUGGAGGAGGGCCACACCCACGACAUCCUGGCUGCCGGAUUUGAUGGCAUGUAUACCUACUUUGCCUCCAAUGGUUUCUCCUUCGGCUCCUCCCAUCAGAACUGGAAAGCCGUGAAGAACUUUUGUGAUGCCAACAACCUCAUGUUCAUCCCCAGUGUGGGGCCUGGCUACAUUGACACCAGCAUCCGGCCCUGGAAUAACCACAAUACUCGGAACAGGGUCAAUGGCAAGUACUAUGAGACAGCCCUGCAGGCAGCCCUGACGGUGAGGCCCGAGAUUGUCUCCAUCACCUCCUUCAAUGAGUGGCAUGAGGGCACCCAGAUCGAGAAGGCCAUUCCCAAGAAGACGCCAACACGUCUGUAUUUGGACUACCUGCCUCACCAGCCCAACCUGUACCUGGAGCUGACUCGCCGCUGGGCAGAGCACUUCAUCAAAGAGAAGGAGCAGUGGCUGAUGUGAGGAGCCUGCCGACGGCCACGAGGUGCCAACGUCCUGGCCUCACCGGAAGGUGUCGCUGCGUGAGGCUCAGCUGAGGUCAUGGGCACUCGCCGGUCUCCAAGUCAAUGGCGGGCCGCCUCUGGGUGGGCCGUCAAGCCUGGGCCCACGUGGAACAGAGCUUGUUCCUUGGGCAGGUGGUGCCGGGGUGCUCUGCGGUGACAGGAAACAAGGCAGGGUUCCAGAGGGAACCACAGAGGCUGGCGGGUGACUGGAUUUAGCCCAGGGCAGCUCCAUAUCCUGCCCCGACACUUUAAAAUAGUCCCUCCUCGCUUGGAACUCAGCAGGUUGGUGUGCAGCAGAGCCACCAGGUGACUGCUCUUCGGAGGGGCCAGGGCUCGGGGCUAGCACAUGCCCUGCUUCCUCUUCAGCCUUCCUCCCACAGCACCUGUCUUCUCUAAGUUAGGGAACCAGAUUUGAAGCUUCCCAAAAGGGAAAUUCUAGAUUGACGCCCUUCCCGGUAGACUCCUGAACCCAAUGAUCAGGAAAUACCCCUGAGCAUUCAUUCAUUCAUUCAACACACACUACUUGAGCACCUUACUAUGUGCUAGGCGCUAGGGAGGAACUUGACCUGGAAAGGUCCUUUUUCUUCCAGAAGCUUACAGGAUCCAGCUUUCCUUCUUUGGUGUGGCCUUGUAGCUAGUGCCUGAGCACAGUUUCUUUUUGCAGUUUUACCCAGCGCUGGGAGUUGUUCUUUUUCGUCUAAGAAAAUACCUCUGUGCUCCAGAGCCUCCAUUUCCCCAGAUGACCAUUUAGCUCCAGGGAGAGGACUAGGACCCCCCACCCCCGCCUCCCUUUAGCUGCCUAAAUGAAUGAGGCCCACUCAGCCGAACCAUUUUCAGUGCCACUGUGAUUUGUAUCAAUUAAAUACGACGUGGUAUUCUCAAGUAAGCAUUCUUUUUGCUCUCUUGAAGACUUCCUGAAUUCUGAGCCCGCCCUCAAAUUCCGUGACAACCUGACAUGUGGGAUCGGCUGGCCAGCACUGGCACAACGAAGAGUGAGUUUGCUUAAGAGAAGUUCAAACACGAUUUUUAGAGGGGAUAUGUAACAAACUAGUGCUUAUUUACAAAUAAACUAAUGUGCUAUAAUUGUAGGGGCCCUCAAAGUAGACCCCGGGACACCUCCUUGGCAAGACUUAGGAGCUACUUGGAAAUAUGUGCGUUACUUUAUGGGCUCAAGACUGAAUCCCAGUACUGGGAAUGGGGUGCAAGGUGCAGGAGGGGAAGAAGCAGGCCUAUGGAUUACCACAGGACCCCCGGCUCCAGUUAGGUCAUGGAUACUGAAUGGCACCGAUGGAUGGAGCAGAUCAGGACAGGUGAAAAGGGUUGGAUGGUGACCUGUAGUAAGUUACAGAAGGGAGAAACUAGGAGGCUUCAUUCCCACAUACACAAUUUGGAAAAUUCUAAAAGUACAGCCAGGCCAGGGGCCUGAAGCAGCAAGUCUCAUUCGUUGCUGAUGGCAAGGCAGCUUGAUCAGUUCUUUGGAAGGUGAAUCUGUAUCAAGAACCAGAAUGAUGUUCAUACGCUCUGACCCAGUAAUCCUCCCCUAUGGAAAUAAUUCAAAAGAAGAAAAAUAAACUAUUUACAAAACAUUUUCUAUUAAUGAAAAACAAGGUUCAAAUACCCAAGAAAAACUGUUUAACACUUGGUAUUCACAUGAAUAAAGAUGCAGGCUGCUGAGUAGACACUGGAUUCAAAUAAGUGUUAUAGGUAUAAUUCGUUAUAAUUUAUUUUAUGAAUAAAUAAGAAAUAAGCCACUGGCUGACAGAAAUAGUA